AUGUCAUUGCAGAGGCUUGAGAGGGAGGCUCUGGGAAGGAGUCCAGAACCUGAGCAAGAACAUCUAUCCUGCCACCCACCAGAGGCCUCAUGGCAGAUAGAGGCUGGUAGCCCCUCCUUUAUAAACCUCAAUAAGGAAAAAGUAAAGGAUGGGUCAUUUCUGAAACAAAUGAGUCCAGACUACCUUCUGAGUUCUCUGUGGAAUAUGUUAAAGUCACUGGGUGACAAGCAGAACACCCUAACCCCACAGUCCUUCUGGAGCAUGAAAGACAAACCAGAGCAGUUGCCCGGUCCUCAGAAGCUCUCUUAUCCCAAGGUCUUGGAGGACCAUUUACAGCAGAAAUGCAGCCUGCUCUCCUGGGGCCUUCCCUCUCUCCACUGCGAGUCCCUGGUGGCUACCACCUGGAAGCAGUCACCAUCUUUCAUCCCAACUAAAAAUCAGCACCUGGAAUGGCCCUCACAGAAGCGAAUGAAACAGAGUAAGGCUUUAUCCUCUGCGUUCAAAGAAUCUCAGGAAGUCUUUAGCCAACCCACUCCCAACCUUCACCAGACCCACAAGUCAGCCUCCAUCCUUCCUGGGGAUUCAAACAGUGAAAGCAGCAAGAGUGCACAGAAGAUGGAUAAGUUCAAAUUAAAGAAAGACCCAAGCAAGAAUCUAGGGCAAGAUCAAGAUCAUGUCCUAGAAGAUCUACCCGAGGAUUCAGGAAGCACCUCAGUGAAUGUUCUGGAGGGCCCAGACAAGCACCAUCUAGAAAAGACCCUGAAAGUCCACUUGGGCCAGAAGUUGGGGGAGAUCAAUGAGGGCAUGAUCUCUGGGAGUGCGUGUUGA
Galeopterus variegatus (Sunda flying lemur) is the source of this 828-nucleotide messenger RNA. Its product is annotated as spermatogenesis-associated protein 31A2-like. The coding region runs from base 1 to 828 and encodes 275 amino acids. The record is from RefSeq and is a predicted model, not a curated record. The transcript is spliced from 7 exons. Lineage: Eukaryota; Metazoa; Chordata; Mammalia; Dermoptera; Cynocephalidae.